Molecule: messenger RNA, 2983 nt
Organism: Sinocyclocheilus anshuiensis
Lineage: Eukaryota; Metazoa; Chordata; Actinopteri; Cypriniformes; Cyprinidae
Gene: wdr32
Product: WD repeat domain 32
Exons: 7
Coding region: 200-1696 (498 amino acids)
Cellular component (GO): Cul4-RING E3 ubiquitin ligase complex
Molecular function (GO): protein binding
Source: RefSeq, a predicted model, not a curated record
AGAAGAAGAACCGGAAAUACGUAGUCUGUUGUAUCCGCACACAUCCGCAGCACUCUUGUGUUUAUUAAUGGAUGUUUAAGCGGUUUCAGCACAGAUUGCAAGACGGCCUGGCUCGCAGGUCCAGUGCCUGUCCGCCCACUGCAGGAGGGUGAGUUUGGGUGAGUCUCAGGACGGAGCCGCUGGCAACAUUCGUGCAACAAUGAGCUCGGGACAGCCGAGCGACAACGAGGAGCCCGAGGAGCCGCGCGCUGCGGAGGAGAACGACGACAGUGAUGAAGACAAGGACUCCACGAGACCAUCAUCGCCGCGGGCGGGCCGCAAGAGUACCGGGACGCAGGGCAGCUCGAGGCUCGAGUCGGCCGCGGACGGCGGGACAGGCUCGGGGGGCAGGGUCUCGCGCGCCUGCGACUCUCUGUUCUCGUGGAUAUACAGGAGGACAGUCGGCAGGGGGCCGUUCGUAGACCCCGCGCGGGAUCAUUUCCGUAACAUGACACGGCUUUAUUCAUCCAUGAGCCCAGCUACGGAUUCGGUGAACCUCAGUACACAAACCCACGGGGCUGUCUUCAACUUGGAGUACUCGCCGGACGGGUCAGUUUUGACAGUUGCUUGUGAGCAGACAGAAGUGCUUUUGUUUGACCCCGUUUCCUCCAGACAUAUCAAAACACUGGUGGAGGCUCAUGAGGACUGUGUAAACAACAUAAGGUUUCUCGACAACCGGCUGUUUGCGACCUGCUCCGAUGACACCACCAUUGCAUUGUGGGAUCUGCGUAAACUCAACUCGAAGGUGUGCUCAUUACAUGGCCACGCCAGCUGGGUCAAGAACAUAGAGUAUGAUACACACACUCGCCUGCUGGUGACGUCAGGAUUUGACGGAAAUGUCAUCACAUGGGACACCAACAGGUUCACAGAAGAAGGCUGUCCACACAAGAAGUUUUUCCACACACGCUAUCUAAUGCGGAUGCGUCUGACUCCAGACUGCAGUAAGAUGUUGAUCUCCACCUCCUCUGGUUACCUGCUCAUCUUACAUGACCUUGACCUCACCCAGAGCCUUGAGGUCGGGAGCUACCGCAUCCUACGGGCCCGAAGAGCUCCUCUCAGCACAGAAGGUUCAUCAGCAGGUACCAGGUCGGGGGGAUCCCGUCACACCAUUGACAGCAAAACCCAUCCACACAGAGAGGGUCUGUCACCCAGAAACAGUCUUGAGGUUUUAACCCCAGAGAUCCCCGGUGAGAGGGACCGUGGGAACUGCAUCACCUCCUUGCAACUGCACCCUAAAGGCUGGGCCACAUUGUUGCGCUGCUCCAGCAACAUGGAUGACCAGGAGUGGACGUGUGUGUAUGAGUUUCAAGAGGGAGCUCCACCUCGACCUCCGGUUUCUCCUCGCUGCUCUCUGCGUCUCACGCACUACAUCGAGGAGGCUAACGUCGGCCGCGGCUACAUCAAGGAGCUGUGCUUCAGUCCCGAUGGCCGGCUCAUCUGCUCUCCAUAUGGUUACGGCGUGCGCUUGCUGGCGUUCGAUGAGCACUGCGCCGAGCUGGUGGACUGCAUGCCUGUGCGGACGGCUCUGCUGCGGGAGAUUCGCUCCAUCUACUCUCACAGCGACGUGGUGCUCACCUCAAAGUUCUCACCCACUCAUUGUCAGUUUGCAACGGGCUGCCUUAGUGGACGCGUAGCUCUGUAUCAACCACACUUUUAACACAUACAAAUGCAUUAGAAUUUACACUGAUCACUGAACUAUAUGGAAGAAGCUUCUGAUUGGUCAGGUGGAUAAUGGGAGAACGAAACUACCUUAGUGUGUGUGUGUGUGUGUGUGUAAGGUCACACUGCAUGUGAAUGACCCUCUACAUGUUUGUCAUUUUUAGAUGUAAUUGUUCUUUAUGCUGUGUAAAUUUAACAGUCUGUGUGAGAAUAAAAGCAAACACGAUGGAGGUUGAAUGAGUCACGUGAGCGUUCGAGAAUUAUGGGAUGUUUUUUGGUUGCUCAUCCAUGCAGCACUCCAGUAACUUAAGCCAGUCAUUUUCAUGUAACUGUAAGCAGUUCAAGCCGAUGGCAAUUUUUGCAUUUUGCCAAAUAUUUUAGAAUUUGCAGUGCCAUAUUCGUUUUCAGAAAAAAAAAAAUUCUGGAAGUAUGUCACUUUUUACUAACAGUUAAUUUUUAUUUUUGGACUGCUUAUCUGUAACAACACUAAAUGAGGUCUGAUUUGUAGAUUGUCAAUGCAGUAUGUACCAUGUACGUGUGAGUAUUGGGAUGAAUAUGACUUCUGCCAAUGGUUGAUUGAAUGGACUGGGAAUUUUGUAAUGUUCUGUUUUUCAUAUGCUUCUGGCCUCUACAUGGACAAUCAGCAGUUAUGAAAUGUUCAGAUGCUCACUAUGCACAUCGGUGGGAGCUUUGAACUCUGGACGUGAGGACAAUAGGAGAAGGCAGUUCUGAUGCAGGUUUAACUGUUGGAUGAGUGUUUUAUACAGAUGAGUUUAGCUUUCUUAAGAUGAAAACGAGGACAAAAUCUGAAUGUUCAGCUUUUCUGGGACUAAUAUGAGUUGGUCAUCCUUCUCCGUUAUUCAAAUAGUGACUGUUCUUGAACAUGGAAAUUUAAAAUCAAGAGUAACAGUGAAAGUUACCUUUACUCUAUUCUCUCUUGAUAUUCACUCUAUUCAUGUUAACAGUGCUAAGGAUGCAGUGGUACAGGUAUAUUAAAUAAAGAAACUUUUUCAUAUCUUCUGUUUGGCAUGCUGUAAAAAAGAGCUGUUUUUAAGCAAAAAUGAGAGUUGUGUUAGCAUAUAGACUGAUGGAGUGCACUCAGUAAGCUUUGGCACCUGGCUCCCUUAAACAGAUCAUUUAGGACAGGCACGUCACUCGCUUUAGGUCAAGAGCAGGAUUGGGAAAAUGUCAUUUUUGUAAAACUCGUGUUCCAUCAUAAAUAUGAAAUAGAAAACACAUGGAAUUGAUUAAUUCCUUAUAGCAGAGGGUUUCAGUCAGAUAAUAU